This is a messenger RNA of Fusarium oxysporum Fo47, 2262 nucleotides long. RefSeq names its product Six-hairpin glycosidase-like protein. The coding region runs from base 1 to 2262 and encodes 753 amino acids. The transcript has 7 exons. The record is from RefSeq and is a predicted model, not a curated record. NCBI's taxonomy places the organism in Eukaryota, Fungi, Ascomycota, Sordariomycetes, Hypocreales, Nectriaceae. Gene Ontology annotation, biological process: carbohydrate metabolic process.
AUGACCCGGGCUGGCCACCCGCGUUGCCAUGAGUGCUCAAUGGCCUUUUGCAAGCGCCAAGUCGAGACGAGGAUCGUGGAAGCCGUCCCGGUGUCUGGCAUGAUCCUGCCAAUCUCUCAUCAACUCCCUGCUGCAUUGCGCGCCAUCCCCGACGAGAUGACCCAUGCUUCUAGGUUGAGAGAGAACAACAUCAUCCGCAAAGGGCUGAUCACCAAUGAAACGACGCCUUUGCAAGUUGGAAACGGUAACUUUGCAUUCAAUGUUGAUACGACUGGAAUGCAAACAUACCUCCCUUUCAACACAAUGUCACGCUGGGCAUGGCAUAAUGACACUGAACCAGCUGGAGAGCCAGUGGACGCAUACACCGGCGUGCCUAAAGAGACGCAUGGUAGAAACGUUUCUUAUGAUCUACCCAACCCAAAUCUUCCUGAUGUUUCUCAAUGGCUCAUUGGAAACCCCAAUCGUAUCAAUCUUGGACGUAUUGGACUGCGAUUCAAAGACGAUACGCUGUCAUCAGGCAGUAUAUCCAAUACCCACCAGGAGCUAGACCUCUGGCAUGGAGCCAUCACAUCAACUUUCACGAUCGAUGAUACUAAAGUCAAGGUUGUGACCCAAGGAGACUUUGAGUCAGAUGCAGUUGUUUUCACCAUUGACUCAGAAUUGAUCGAGUCGGGAAAGCUCGAGGUCGAGCUCGACUUUCCAUACCCUCCAAUCCAUACAACAAAGUACAAGAACGAAGUCUUUGUUGGUGUCUAUGACUUCCCUACGAAUCAUUCAACAAAGCUCUCAACGAACCUGAAACAUAAUACAGCGCACAUCUAUCACGACUUGGGUACCAAUUACUACGUGAACCUUCGUUGGCCCAAGGAGCAUUCAUUGGAAUUGAAGCGCCUCGAGUUGCAGGGCUCUACCAAACCCACAGCUCAUCGAUAUGUCCUUUCAUCAAGGCAUGGGAAGACCAUUGCUUUCGUGGCACACUUCUCUCCAGAUAAGAGAGUACCUGACCUGCCAUCUACUAUUGAUAGGCGUAAUAGAGCUGGAUGGCAAGACUACUGGAGACAAGGGGGUUUUGUGGAUUUGACCGAGUCUACGAACCCCAACGCUACUGAGCUACAACGUCGAAUCGUUACCUCCCAAUACCAUGUCAGAGUUAACAGUGCUGCCGAUGGUGAGUCUCCACAAGAGAGCGGCCUGAUGAACAACGGUUGUAAUUUGCUGACCAAGACAGGCAAGUUUCACAUGGAGAUGGUUGUAUGGCACAGCGCCCACUGGAUCUCAUGGGGCCGAGAUCGAUACUUCCACAAUAUCUUCCCUGCGCUUUACGAGAAGCUUCUGCCUACAUCACUCGCCAGGGCGAAGAAAAUGGGAUGGGAGGGAGCGCGCUGGCCAAAGAUGACCGAAACCACUACCGGUCGAAGUUCACCUGGCGGAAUCAACGCGUAUCUGAUGUGGCAGCAGCCGCACCCAAUGUACAUGGCUAUGCUUGCUUUCAAGAGUAAGCCCACGAAGAAGACGUUGAAGCGCUGGGAUCCGAUCUUGGAGGCAACUGCGGAUUAUAUGGCAUCCUAUGCAUGGUUCAACCAGUCGUCUGGCAGAUAUGAUCUGGGUCCACCUGCGAUCGGCGUCACUGAAAACACUCCCCCGGAAAACACGCUCAAUCUUGCCUACGAAGUCGCGUACUGGAGAUACGGCCUCGACGUCGCCUGCGAGUGGAAGAAGAAACUCGGCUUCCCUGUACCUAAGCACUGGGCGACUGUUGCAAAGAGCCUGGCUAAGCCACCUCAGAUCGGCGGACUGUACACAGUCUACGACGGUCUCAACUUGACUUGGUGGGACGAUCCGGCACUCAACCGAGACCCGAGAAGUUUGGUCAUGCUACAAGGUAUUUUACCCGACACACCGGCAGUGGACAAAGAGGUAGCGCGACGAACGGCGGAUAAGGUCUGGGAAGUCUGGACUGACCAAAACAUUCGAGGAUGGGGGCGGCCUGUACUAGCGAUCAACUCGGCUCGCAUUGGGAAGCCUGAGCGCGCAAUAUAUCACUUGACAGCAUAUGAUUAUUGGAAGUUUGAUGACGCAGGAUUUGCCAUUCGUGGUGGUGACGGAAACACACCACCUCCAUUUAUGCCUGGCAAUGCUGGGUUCUUGUUAGCCGUGGCCUACAUGGCUGAAGGAUGGGAUGGGUCGAAACGCGAUACGCCUGGGUUUCCCCAAGAUGACGGAUGGGUAGUAAAGCAUGAGGGACUUCGCAAGGCGCUGUGA